Messenger RNA from Puntigrus tetrazona (Sumatra barb), 954 nucleotides. It is a transcript of the gene prdx5, whose product is annotated as peroxiredoxin 5. Gene Ontology annotation, biological process: cell redox homeostasis; cellular response to oxidative stress; hydrogen peroxide catabolic process. Gene Ontology annotation, cellular component: cytoplasm; mitochondrion; peroxisome. Lineage: Eukaryota; Metazoa; Chordata; Actinopteri; Cypriniformes; Cyprinidae. Gene Ontology annotation, molecular function: thioredoxin peroxidase activity. The record is from RefSeq and is a predicted model, not a curated record. Bases 26 to 634 code for a protein of 202 amino acids. The transcript has 6 exons.
GUCUGUGAGGCUGGAUGAAGUGUUGAUGUAUUCUCUCAGUCUGAGCCGCUGCUAUAUAAACCCGAUGAUUUCCACCACGCUUCUACAGAAAGGCGUCCGUGCCUCCCUUCGCGUUAGACUGCUGCACUCCACUCUCAACACCAGAAUGCCGAUCCAGGUUGGUCAACAACUUCCAGAUGUACAGGUGCACGAGGGAGACCCGAGCAACAGCAUCUCAAUGGCUGGGCUUUUCAGUGGCAAAAAGGGAGUGCUUUUUGGUGUGCCAGGGGCAUUCACACCUGGAUGUUCAAAGACUCAUCUCCCAGGGUUCAUACAGAUGGCUGGGGAUCUGAGGGCCAAAGGCGUGGAUGAGAUCGCAUGCGUGUCCGUUAAUGAUGUGUUUGUCAUGUCCGCCUGGGGAAAAGAGAACGGAGCAGACGGCAAGGUGCGGAUGCUGGCAGAUCCCACAGGAGCGUUCACAAAGGCUGUGGAUCUCGUCCUGAAUAAUGAUCACUUGAUCCAGGUGCUUGGAAAUCUGAGGUCUCAAAGGUAUGCCAUGCUGGUUGAAGACGGAGUGGUCAGGAAGCUCAACGUUGAGCCUGAUGGGACAGGCCUGACAUGCAGCUUGGCCCCAAACUUUCUCAGUGAGAUUUAAGCUUCUGAGUGCAACCAGGUCACGCCGUACAAUCAGUCACCCUUUUGUCGUAGACCCAGUUAUUCCAAAAACAGCGCUAUGGAAAUUCCCAACAAUAAACAACACUAUUGCAUAUUCUGUGGGGAAACCCACACAAGGAAGUAACUUUUACAUUUAAUUGGAGCAAUGAUUUACUGAAUUAUGAUUUAUGAAUUAUUGUGUUUGGAAAAUAUGCACAGGUUUGGCUGUAUAACGCACAAAUACCCGUUUCUGAUGGUUAUGUGUAUAACCUAGUGUGUAGCGGUUACCUAAACAGCAAUAAACAUUUCCUCAUGACUGCA